Messenger RNA from Adineta steineri, 2601 nucleotides. The record is from the annotation of a GenBank genome assembly. Lineage: Eukaryota; Metazoa; Rotifera; Eurotatoria; Adinetida; Adinetidae.
AUGUUAUCUUUGUGGUUAGAUUUUAUUCUUUUUCAAUUACUUUUAAGUUAUGUAAGAACAGAAUGGCCUCCACCAAAGUUAUCAAAUAUUCAAUUAUUAGGUCUUUUUCCCGAUUCAUCAAAUACAUCUCAACCUACAGUAUUAUCUGUUCAUUCGAAUGCAAUGUUUAAAGCAGCAAUAAUACUUUCACAACAAUAUAAUAUAACUAUUGAAGGACAAUUCAUUGGUUAUCAAUCAGUAAAAACUGGAGGCAAAGUAAUCACUGCACUUGGCAAUACAUGUUCAUUUAUAUCUUCAUCGAACAUUGUUGGUAUUGUAGGACCAGCAUUAUCAGCUGAAUCGAAUUAUAUUUCUCCAUUCGCUGCACAAGUUGGUAUUCCUAUAAUAUCCUAUGCUUCAACUUAUCCUGGUUUAUCUGAUCGAAAUACAUAUCCAUCUUUUUAUCGUACAGUUCCUUCAGAUAAUAUCGCUGCAUUAGCAAUUGCAAAACUAUUUAUGAAAUUUAAUUGGACAUCAUGUAUAAUUAUUUAUCAAAAUGAUGAAUUUGGUUCAGGUGGAGCACAAGCUAUUAGUGAAACAUUUCGUAAUAAUAAUUUAAGUGUUAUAAAUAUGAUAGCAUUUGAUAUAAAUACACAUUCUAUUCGAGGUGAUUUAAAAAGUCUUCUAACAGAAAGUUCAACACGAAUUGUUAUAUUAUGGGCUUCGACUAAUUAUGCAAGUUUAGUUUUAGAAUAUGCAUUACAAUCAGAUGUUCUUGGUCCACAAUUUACAUGGAUAUUAAGUGCAAAUAUUCCAUUAGAAACUUUUAAUAAUACAUUUUAUGAGAAAUUAAAUGGAAUGCUUAUUAUUGAACCAGUUGUAGGUAGUGUUGUUAAUGAACCUAUAAAUACAACAUUAUUAAAUGAAGCAUAUCGUAUUUGGCAACAAUAUGAACCUGAAUCAUUUCCUGGAAUAAAUAAUGUUAGUUUUUAUGCAUUAUUUGCAUUUGAUUCAACUUGGUUAUUAAUACAAUCAUUAAAACAAUUAUGUUCAAUACAUAAUAAUACAAAUAAUAAUUAUUCAUCAUGUACAGAAUUUAUUGGUAAUUCAUUUUGUUUCAAUCGUUCAUUUGUUAAUUCAAAUUCAUUCUAUAAUAUAAUUAAUAAUAUACAAUAUCUUGGUGUAUCCGGUUCAAUACAAUUUACUAAGAAUAUUACCGAUAGAAUUAGUGGAAUUUAUUAUGUUUCAAGAAAUAUUCAACUUUUUUCUAAUGGUUUACGUUCAGUUCCAGUAUUAGUAUGGUCUUAUACAGAUGAUUGGAUAUUACAUUCAUCAACAAGUGUUAUUGUAUGGCCGGGUAAUUCUUUAAUAACUCCAUCAGGCUAUGCAUCACUUGCAGGUGUAUAUUUACGAAUUGCUGUAACAGAAGCAGCUCCAUUUACAAUGGUAACACAAAUAACAGAUAGUUCAGGUCAAAUUCAAACAAAAUUAAUUGGUUAUGUACCUGAACUUAUUGAACUUUUAAGAGUUAAAAUGGGAUUUAUUCCAAUUAUAACGUUAGUAGUAAAUCAAACAUUUAAUGAUAUAGUUAAUUCAGUAGCAAAUAAUGCUUAUGAUAUGUUUGUUGCUCAAACAACAAUAACUGCUACGAGAAGACAAAAAGUUGCUUUUUCAAGUUCAAUAUUUGAUAAUUCAUUACGUGUUCUUAUACGAAAAGAAUCAAAUAAUAAUGUUGAUUUAUUUUCUUAUUUAACACCAUUUUCAACACAAUUAUGGAUAACUUUAUUAGGUGCUUGUGUAUAUGCAGCUUUUUUAAUUUGUUUAUUAGAAAGACAACAAAAUCCUGCAUUACAAAAUAAAUCAACCAUAUCUUUAAUUAGUAUGAGUAUGUGGUAUUCAAUAGGUACAAUUGUUGGGUAUGGUGUAGAUUUUCAUGUUGUAACAGCUUGUGGAAGAAUAUUAACUGUUGGUUUAUAUAUAUUAAGUUUAGUAUGCGUUGCUGCAUAUACAGCUAAUUUAGCAUCGGAUUUAACAAUAUCAAAAUCUCAAGAUAUUAUCGAUGGUAUUGAUGAUAUUAAAAAUGGAAAAAUAGCUUUUAGUCGUGUUGGAAUUCUUGUUGGUUCAUCAUUAGAAGAUUAUUAUUUAAGAGAAAUAUCUGGUGGAAAUAAAAAUUUUCAUCCUAUGGGAACUAAACAAGAAGUAUAUGAUGAUCUUUUAAAUCAUAUCAUCGAUGCAUCAAUUAUGGAUGCAGGAAUUGCAGAAUAUAUUACAAGUAAUAUUUAUUGUAAUUUAACAGUAGUGGGUACAGAUUUUGAAAGAAGUGCAUUUGGAAUUGUUUAUCAAAAACUAUGGCAAUACGAACAAAUACUCGAUAUUAAUAUUUUAUCAUUAAGAGAAUCAGGUUCACUUGAUACUUUAAAACGUAAAUGGUUUCAAGCAACUUUUUGUUCGCAAUCAUCUGAUCUAUCCCAAGCUAUGACACUUGUAUCAAUGUCUGGUUUAUUUUUUACAUUUGGUAUUAUUAGUAUUAUCGCUCUAGUAUUCUUUAUAUGGAAAGAACGAUUUCAUAUUAGAAAAUACAUCGGUCAUUUAAUAUAUCCAAAUAAAUCAGAAUUUAAAUAA